This is a messenger RNA of Oreochromis niloticus (Nile tilapia), 3199 nucleotides long. RefSeq names its product homeobox protein DBX1-B. The coding region runs from base 417 to 1343 and encodes 308 amino acids. The record is from RefSeq and is a predicted model, not a curated record. The transcript is spliced from 4 exons. Gene Ontology annotation, molecular function: DNA binding; DNA-binding transcription factor activity, RNA polymerase II-specific. Lineage: Eukaryota; Metazoa; Chordata; Actinopteri; Cichliformes; Cichlidae. Gene Ontology annotation, biological process: cell differentiation in spinal cord; regulation of transcription by RNA polymerase II.
UUUUUGUAGGGACAUCUUAUUUAUCAAUUACAAGCCACUGUGUUGAUGUUGGCGCAGGUGUGAGUGCAUUAGUAAUACCAUGGCAUCAAGAACACUGGACUCUGUAACCUCUACUGUCUCUAGCAGAGAAACUGGGAAAAUAUAACAUUUGAAAAGUGUUAUUUUUAGAGGUCCUGUGAUGAAAUUUAUGGGUGCUUGAGCACUCCCAUAAAGGGUGUAAAAUCGCCAAUGAGGCAGAGAGAUGGGCUGAGGGUUGAACUUGUCCGCGCGCACACGCUCGUGCGCAAGUGUGUGCGUUUUUGUUUGUGGAUUCGGUAUAAAAACCUACGAGGACGAAGAGCCACCGAGCAGAUGUCUGGACUUGCCUGUUUCUCCUGAAGAAAUCUCAGCAAAAUAAGAAUUUUGUUCGGACAACGAUGAUGUUUCCCUGCGCUGCUCUGUCGCCUACUCUUUACCCGGGUUUCCUGCGUGUCCCAGCUACUCUCUCCGCGUCACUGAGCGAAUCGGCGGCUCAGGGAAGAGGAACCGGCUUUCUGGUAGAAGAUCACAUAAGCCAACAUGUCGGCUACAUACAUCGAACUUUCUCGUCCAUUCGUUCCGGAGACAUUGUGCCGUUCAGUGCGGGCUCAAGGUCCUUUCCACGUACAACAGAACCAAGCACGGAGACAUCCGGUCAAGUCAGCCGCAGCAGCCCCGGAUCUGUGUACGCCGCCAGCCCGGACUACCUGAAGUUCGGGGUCGGUACGAUCCUGGCACCUUCUACAUGGAGUCUCCAGAAUCUUCAGACAAAGUCGCUCUCUCUGCCUCUUUUAGACAGAAGCCUUUAUCCUUAUCUCAGAGCCUCUGAUUUCACAGCCUCCGCCUCUGUGGUUCCUGUCCCAGGAACAUUUUCAUGGCCCCUGAGCCCCAGAGGGAAGCCCAGGAGGGGCAUGCUGCGGCGGGCUGUGUUCUCAGACCUCCAAAGAAAAGGUUUGGAGAGAACCUUCCAGAAGCAAAAAUAUAUUAGCAAACCAGACAGGAAGAAGCUUGCGAGUAAACUGGAUCUUAAAGACACCCAGGUGAAAAUCUGGUUCCAAAACCGCAGGAUGAAAUGGAGAAACUCCAAGGAGAGGGAGCUGCUGUCAACGGGUGGCUGUCGGCAGCAAACCCUCCCAACCAAAACCAAUCCCCACCCAGAUCUCACUGAUGUGGGCAGCACGUACAGCCACAGGCUGAGCAGGACUGCACCAUACAACCACGAGUCACAUUUCUGUUGUCAUCAUCGUAACCCUUCAACUCUAUCAGAGUCAGGCAAACAAUCAGAACUGUCAGAGUCAGACAGUGAAGAAAUCACAGUUUUAUAAGAGAUUCUGAUUAAUGGAGUAUUCCUAGAAGAUGAUGGAAGAAAAUUCAGAAGUGCAUGAAUUAGCUCUCCAUUUUCCCUCUAUUUGUUUGUACAGUGUUGUUUAUAUUACCUUUAUAGCAUAUCUGCACACACUAAUUAAAAGUAUACUGAGCACUUUUAGAUUUAAUAUUUGUAGAUUAUUUUUUUAAACUCUAAAUAUACAAAAUGUUCUUUCAUUCAUAUUUGUAUUUGUUGCUCUCUCACAAAAAAAAUAGAAAAAUAAAAAUACUUAAUUUAAAGUGUCAUGUCAGGUGUCCUGUCUACCUUACCAAAUUAUAAACACAAUGCCAACAACACAAAGAAAGUUGGUAAAACAAUCCAAAGGGUUUUUAAAACAAUCUGCUCUAUGAUUCUACUGUAGAAGCAGGUAGGUUAAUUCCAAGGAGAGGGAGGGUAGUAGAAAAUUACACCACAACAGCGAACAGUCAAUAUGUGACUCCACCAUUACUGGAGGCCAAGGUAAAGAGUAAGCAUCUGGUUAGAUACCAUAUUUUAAAGGUUUUUAGGGCCAAGUAUUUAGAAGCAUGAAAUUAGAGGUCAUCUGUUCUUUAUGCCUUUAAGACAUUCCUGCAGUUUAAUAAUUAGUAUAGUUAUCUGGAUUAAUGGAUGGGUAAAGUUAGGCUUAUUUUGAAUGGCAGUGAAAAUACAUGUUAUAUCUUCUAAUGAUACUGACUAAGGGAAUCAUUUAUAACAUAAACAGAAUUACUCCUAGCACGGUUGGCCGCAAGCACUCCUCCUAGCUCUCCUAGCCGCAAGGUGGUUGGUGCAAGCUGGUGGACACCAGAGGUGAAGGGAGUCAUCAGAGAAGCAAAAACUUGGGUGGGGGAGAGUUUUUUUCUAAGGCCUAAGUAAUUGCUUUGAGACUUUCGUAAGCAAUUAUGGCAAACCAUCAGGUGACUCAGGAAAGUCCUGCUCUACCAACAUGGUGGAGUGCUGCUGACUUCAACUGAGGGUAUUGUCAGGUAGUGGUAGGUAGGGGUGAAGUCACGGAGGCACCUAAACAGCUCCUUGGUUGCAGGGCCCAUAAGUGGAUGAGGUUUGCCCUGAGUUCCUGAAGCUUGGGUGUUUGCCCAACCACCCUACAUGUGUUCUGUGGACUUGGAGAAGACAUUUGACUGUGUCCCUCAGAGUAUUCUGUUUGAGGUGCUUUGGCAGUCUGGGGAGUCGUCUACACUAAUCUGGAUAAAUUUGAAAAUAGCUAAAAAGGCUUCGCGUCAACACUAUCAUUUUCAAUCGUUUCCAAACAGUUAUUGAUCCACACCGAAACGACUGAAAAUGCUUACAUUCCUGUACUGUGCAUGCAUGAAACAUAGGACGAUUCGACCUGCAUCAUUUCUGUCUGCCAUUUAUUUACUUUCCGGCUCUUUGAAAGGUCGUACCAAAAUGUUGAGAAAAAGCACAGAGUUUUUAAAUGGUCUGACAAUGAGGUGGAGUUGUUGCUGCAAGUAACACAAAAGUACAAAGUUGGAAAAGCGAGUGAGAAUUAAAGAAUUUGAAGAAAAGCUAUCUGGAGGAUGUACAAACUGAUAUUAAUCUUUAAUAGGGCUGUCAAAAUUGAGCACAACAAAACAACUGCAGUAUAAUGCCCUCCGCCAUCUUAGUUUAAUUGGUCACAUGACUGCAUCAUUUGACUACAAUGCGUCAUCGUUUCCGAAAGCCUGUGGUUACGCAGUCCACACUGCGACGUGAAAAUGGCGUUUUCAAAUGUAUCCGCUUUGGAGAGCUUUGGAGUCUCAGUGUGGACGGAGGGCCAAAACAGAGAGAAAAAGAUGUGUUUUCAAAUGAAAACGUAUUAGUGUGGCCUUGCUGUUUUCA